CGAGAAGAACUGCUGUGAUCGUCGGAGAUUUUUGUUGGUGUCGGAUAUGCAAACACUGGAACUACAUUACUAGUCGGAUUGCUGUUUAUUGUACAACAAUGGGGACGGAGGAUUUAUGGAUUUACAUCGUUGCCAUGCUUCUUUUUUGUGAUUGCUCUGCUUCACAGUUUUCUUACUCCAUUUCCGAGGAGAUGAACAAAGGCACGGUGGUGGGGAAUAUCGCAAAGGAUUUGAACCUCAAUUUGCAAGAGCUGCACAACAGAGACCUGCGUAUUGUUUCUAGUCACAGUAAGAAAUAUAUUGAGGUCGAUCUACGGACGGGGAACCUCUUUGUUAACGACAGAAUAGACAGGGAGGAGCUUUGUCCCGGCGCGGCGCAAUGCUUUGUGAGAAUACAGGCAGUGCUGAGCAACCCGAUGAGUGUGCACCGCAUUGACGUUCAUGUUUUGGAUGUGAACGACAACUCGCCGAAAUUUGAGGAAGAUUUACACAUCUUAAAGAUAUCUGAAUCCGUAGCACCGGGCGAAAAAUAUUUCCUCCCAGAAGCAGUGGAUUUAGAUAUGGGAGGCAAUUCAGUAAAGACGUACACAUUGAGUCCAAAUGAAUAUUUUACGCUGGAUGUGCAGAAUGGUGGCGAACACGGCGUGUCUGCAGAGCUGGUGCUGCACAAAGCGUUAGAUCGAGAGCAACAACCUAUUCAUGAACUCACUCUUACUGCUUUAGAUGGAGGAAAACCUAUUAGAUCGGGCGUAUUGCAUAUUCAAGUAGUAGUCAUGGAUGUCAAUGAUAACACUCCGGUUUUUAGCAAGUCACUUUAUAAAGUUCGUGUGAGUGAAAACGCAGCGCAGGGCUCAGUCGUAAUUAAAUUAAAUGCAACUGAUUUAGACGAAGGACUGAACGGUAAAAUUGCAUAUUCCUUAAUUAAACGAGGAAACAAUGAUCCAGCAAACAUAUUUAAUCUAAAUGCAGAAACGGGAGAAAUCACUGUGAAAGGUAGUUUGAAUUAUGAAGAGACGCCUGCUUAUGAAGUCAGAAUUCAAGCAAUGGAUCAAGGCCUUUCUCCACGUAGUGCACAUGCUAAACUGCUAAUAGAGAUAGCAGAUGUGAAUGACAAUGCCCCUGAAAUAACAGUGACGUCACUGAUGACGCCUGUAAAAGAAAACGCAGAAUUGGGCACAAUUGUUGCUUUGGUCACAGUGAGUGAUAAGGAUGGUGGGAACAACGGUGUAACCAACUGUAAGGUUGUUGGAUCUGGUCCCUUUAAACUGAAGUCUAAUUACAAAAAUGAUUAUUCUUUAGUAGUUGAUGGAGCACUAGACAGAGAAAACGUCUCUCUUUAUAAUGUCUCCAUCUUAGCCACAGAUGGGGGAAGUCCCCCUCUGUCCACUAAAAGGAUCAUUAAUGUUCAUAUUUCUGAUGUUAACGAUAAUCCACCUCGUUUUAUGGAACCUGUUAUUAAUGUGUACGUCAAAGAAAAUACCCCAAGUGGAUAUUCACUCUGUUCCAUGAAUGCAGUUGAUCCUGAUUUGGACGCAAAUGCAAAAGUUUCAUACGCGUUGUUAGAUAACGCUCACAGAAAUAUUCCAAUUUCGUCACUCCUUAACAUCAACUCAGAGAGCGGAGAUAUAGUGAGUUUGCAAUCUUUUGACUAUGAGAAGUUAAAAACAUUUCAGUUCAAAGUUCAGGCCACAGACUCUGGUGUUCCUCCGCUCAGCGGCAACGUGACUGUAAAUGUUUUUAUCCUGGAUGAGAAUGACAACAGUCCCACCAUUUUGGCUCCCUAUUCUGAGCAUGGCUCCGUCAACAGCGAGAGCGUCCCUUAUUCUGCUGAAGCGGGAUACUUUGUGGCCAAGAUCAGGGCAGUGGAUGCGGACUCUGGCUACAACGCGCUGCUCUCCUACCACCUGUCUGAGCCCAAAGGCAACAACAACCUCUUCCGGAUCGGAACCAGCACCGGGGAGAUUCGCACCAAGAGACGAAUGAGUGACAAUGACCUGAAAAGUCACCCCUUGAUGGUGUCGGUGUGUGAUAACGGCGAAGCCUCCCUGUCAGCGACUGUGUCUCUUGACGUGAUGGUGCUUGAAAGCACAGCUGACAUCCACCACACUCAGUUCAGACAUGUGCCCAUCAAGGAGGAGAGCUUCUCCGACUUGCACUUGUACCUGCUCAUCGCCAUUGUGGCCGUGUCGCUGGUCUUUUUGCUCAGCUUGGUCACUUUAGUGGUCUUCAAAUGCCACAGACAGACGGAGGGACAUUUCGACAGGUAUGGCGCCCCGAUGAUCACCACCCACCCCGACGGGAGUUGGUCUUACUCCAAAGCGACUCAGCAGUACGACGUGUGCUUCAGCUCAGACACGCUCAAGAGUGACAUGGUGGUUUUCCCCACCCCAUUUCCGCCUGUAGAAGCAGAACUGAUUAGUAUUAAUGGAGGGGACACCUUUACCAGGACUCAAACUCUUCCUAACACUGAGAAGGUAGGCUGACAGUUAGUAUUUUUGUGUUCCUUAAUAUUUGAAGAGAUUAAAGCCUCAACUAUCAUUUGUUUUCAAGAUGGGGGUGGGGGGGUGACAAACAUACUUACAGUCUCUUGGUCAACUCAAUGAAGAUAUGUUCUUAAAGCAAAUGGUAUACAAAGAGCAAAUAAUGAGGACCACUCACAAAUGGAGGAAUGCAUGUUUUACUUCUGUAGUUUUAGCUUUAUGUUGGGCUGUAGUGCCGCUAUGGUGUUGGUUUCAGACGAAGGCCUUGUGUGUUCCCUUUAAUACUGACCAACUGUGGUCUUAUCUGUGGUGCUGACUACUCUACUUCAUAUAGAAACCCAUUUUGUAUUGGGUUGUAAAAAAAUAAAAAUAAAAAAAACAGCAACUCUAAAAUGUCACUAUCCGUGGUGCUGAACAGUAUAGUUACGCACGUUCAUGCAUGGGCAUCGUGUAUCAGAUUAAGUAACCAGCCAUCAAUUAUGUGUAUGUAAACUGCUUAUCCGGUGUUGAGGGGAGUGUUAGCCUAUCCUAAUUUUGGUAAUAAAGGUGGACACGACUCCCGGAUUGGUCGCCAUCAAUCACAGGUCGUUUCA
Syngnathus typhle (broad-nosed pipefish) is the source of this 3073-nucleotide messenger RNA. RefSeq names its product protocadherin alpha-C2-like. Gene Ontology annotation, molecular function: calcium ion binding. Gene Ontology annotation, biological process: homophilic cell-cell adhesion. Gene Ontology annotation, cellular component: plasma membrane. The coding region runs from base 99 to 2483 and encodes 794 amino acids. The transcript has a single exon. NCBI's taxonomy places the organism in Eukaryota, Metazoa, Chordata, Actinopteri, Syngnathiformes, Syngnathidae. The record is from RefSeq and is a predicted model, not a curated record.